CAUUGUGCUCGAAGAAACCGGCGUGAAUGUUCGUAUUAAUUGGAUAGUGUACAUUUGAUGAAACAUCUUUUUCUGUGCCGAUUUGUUGGCGUGAUACUUGAGUGAAUAUAUAUUGGAAGACAGAAAAAUAAAAACAAGAGCACUGCCAGUAUCAGAAUCGUUUGUCAAAUAAAUCAAUCAUCUUCUAAUUUGCAUUGUUAGCUUGAGAAAGGGACCGCGAGGAUCGACGCGCGGCAUCAUCUUUGAUUCUGUGAAGAUCGGAUGUGGACAUUGCGCCAUUCGAUCGGCGGUACGGUAGCAACGGAGGUAGCCGCGUGUUUAAACGACCUGGCACGUGGGUGGGUGUAUUGGAUGAGAAGGGGUGAUUGUCGGUGAUGGACAAUGAGCAGCCGCAUCAGGAACUGGUCAAGUGUGUGGUCGUCGGUGACACGGCAGUUGGAAAGACCAGGCUGAUAUGCGCAAGGGCCUGCAACAAACACGUGUCACUUUCGCAACUUUUGACAACUCACGUGCCCACCGUUUGGGCCAUCGACCAGUACAGGAUAUACAAGGACGUCUUGGAACGAUCCUGGGAAGUAGUCGACAAUGUGAAUGUCUCCCUGCGACUUUGGGACACAUUUGGUGAUCACGAAAAAGAUCGACGUUUCGCGUACGGCAGAUCAGACGUCGUGCUACUAUGUUUCUCCAUAACCAAUCCCGUUUCGCUACGGAAUUGCAAGGCGAUGUGGUACCCAGAGAUACGACGGUUCUGCCCUCAGACCCCCGUGCUGUUAGUGGGAUGCAAGAACGAUUUGCGUUACAUGUAUCGAGAUGAAACUUAUUUGAGCUAUUUUCGUGAUCGAAGUCCGUUCGUGAGAGCCACGAGAAAGAGCGAUCUGGUGAUGCCUGAUCAAGCUCGAGCCGUUGCACGUGAACUUGGCGUUUGUUAUUACGAGACCAGUGUCUUCACGUAUUACGGUGUUAAUGAAGUGUUCGAAAAUUCGAUACGUGCUGCCUUAAUUGCGAGGCGUCAGCAACGAUUUUGGAUGACGAACUUGAAGAGGGUGCAGAGACCUCUGCUUCAGGCACCAUUUUGUCCACCGAAACCUGUUCCACCGGAAGUGUGUCUAGCUGCAAGCACUUAUGAAGAGAAUAUGAAGACACUAUGGACAAAGCCUGUUCACACUGACGUGACUUUAAUAGCCGGAAACUGCACGUUUUCCGCUCAUAGGUGUCUUUUAGCCGCUGCAUCGCCUGCAUUUCAUCGACUUUUCUCUAUGGAACUUGUUCAAGAGCAAACACCUCGAAGUUCCAGCGAAUCUAGCAUGGUAAGUACGUUUGGUGAAGCAACGGUCGGUGAUUUUAACGAUGACACCGAGUGCCUGAUUCGUAUCGAUCAAUCAAAACCUGCAAAAGUUUGGGAACAAUUGAAGCGACGUUCGAGCUUUCAAGUACUGCCCACUAUGGACAACCAAAAGAAACCGACUGGUACUACCAGAGAUCUUAAUCAUCCUGCCUUCCAAAACAUUCGUGUAUGUUUGACUGAGAAUACAAACGGAAUGCAGCAAUCAACGACAGUGGUUACGCUGUCUAAGUUAAUUACGCCUCAGGCAAUGCAGCAAUGUUUGCAGUUCAUUUAUACGGGCAGCUUGGAUAAACGGUAUCAUGAUCUACAAACAGCUCCUAUUGGGCUUCUACUGGAAAUUAGACAGGCAGCGGAAUUCUUGGAGCUUCCGCAAUUGUUGAUGGUGCUUGGAACUCUACAAACUAGAGAUCAAUUUAAUAAUGAUCUUAAUAAUCGCUACAAACAGGUAGUGAGGCAACGUUUAGAAGAUAUUUGUCUAGAGCAAGGACUUUUCGCCGAUGUAACAUUUGAAUUAGAUGAUGGAAGUGUUCCAGCCCAUAAAGCGAUUCUCACUGCCCGAUGUGAUGUGAUGAAAGCUAUGUUCUCCGGUGAUUUUCGUGAAAGCAGCGCAAAAGUAAUAGUGUUUCCUGGUGUACGCGAAUACACGUUUCAUAAACUGCUUUGUUAUCUCUAUACGGAUGAAGUGCCAGCAAUUUCCUCUGCCAGAUGUUUGAACCUCUUAGAAUUGGCAAAUCGUCUCUGCUUACCACGACUAGUGAACUUGGUCGAGAGCAGAGUAAUCGAAGAUCUCGAGAGAUUGUCUGGGAACGAGGGAAACGAGGCCGUGGAGAACUGUCUGAGAUUACUGGAACCGUGCAAGUUACAUAAUGCCGAUCAACUGGCCGACUGGUGUAUGAAUUACUUAUGCGUGAAUUAUAACAAAUUGUGCAAAAUGUCUCCACGAAGUGUGCGUCUUCUACAUCCAGAGAAUCAAGAAUAUUUAAAUGAGCAUCGAUGGCCUCCGGUGUGGUAUUUAAAAGACUACGAUUACUAUCAAAAAUGUUUAGCGGAACGAGAUCGGGAGAAUAAGCCAACGUUAAAAAGAAAUCGUAAUCAGUCCGGUUGUUUAUGCUUUUCUGGCACCAGUAAAACUAGAAGAGAGAGUUCCAGCGGUGGUGAAGGUACAGCAUCAUCGGCGAACAACGAUCCACAAUCUGAACGACCUUUGUUCGACUCGAUCGAGUCUGGUGAACAGGUUGUAUGACAAGAGCCCAGCGGCCUACGCCGCUCAGUCCGUUUCAUUUUGGUCCUACCCGUGCUCAUGGUCUUCAUAUGCACCAUUUUUACUAUUUUGAUACUGCUACAAAUUUAUACUUAAGAAAAUUUAAACGCCGAUAACACAAUUUAUGCACAUUGAGGAUGCCUAAAAGCAAAAAGAAAAAAAAAA
Messenger RNA from Apis mellifera (honey bee), 2771 nucleotides. It is a transcript of the gene RhoBTB, whose product is annotated as rho-related BTB domain-containing protein 1. The record is from RefSeq and is a predicted model, not a curated record. Lineage: Eukaryota; Metazoa; Arthropoda; Insecta; Hymenoptera; Apidae. Gene Ontology annotation, biological process: small GTPase-mediated signal transduction. Bases 375 to 2588 code for a protein of 737 amino acids. The transcript is spliced from 15 exons. Gene Ontology annotation, molecular function: GTPase activity; protein binding; GTP binding.